CAUGUAUUGAUGUGUUAGGCGAAAAUAACCGCUUAUAAAAGAAUUUUAUAUUAGUUCAAAAAUAUAAAUCUUCUGUUUCCCGUGUUCGAAGAUCAUUGUCAUAAUGAUUCGAAAUACACCUGUCAAUCGUGCUUCACUGAAUCUUCUAAGGGAUUUAGCAUAUGUAAAUGGAAAGUGGAUAAGUGCGAUAAACAAAAAUACGUUUCCUGUUUAUAAUCCUGUUGAUAAAUCAGUCAUUAAUAGUGUCCCUGAUAUGAAUGUUGAGGAUACUCGAGCAGCAGUUAAUGCAGCAUCUGCAGCUUUUGAAACAUUCAGUAAAACAACAGCAAAGGAACGCAGUGUAUUACUUAGAAAUUGGUAUAAUCUAAUGGUGAAACAUUCUGAUGACUUAGCAAAAAUUUUGACUAAAGAAAAUGGAAAGUCCCUUGCUGAGUCUAAAGCAGAGAUUAAUUAUGGAAAUUCUUUUGUUGAAUGGUUUUCAGAAGAAGCUAGACGAAUUAACGGGGAAGUAUUACAAGCACCAGUACCAACUAGAGAACUUCUUUUGUUAAAGCAGCCAGUAGGGGUAGCUGCUUUGAUUACACCAUGGAAUUUUCCGCAUGCUAUGAUUACACGUAAAGCAGGUGCUGCUCUUGCUGCAGGGUGUACAUGUGUAAUUAAGCCAUCUGAAGAUACACCUCUUACAGCCUUAGCAUUAGCUGAUCUUGCAGAAAAGGCAGGUAUUCCUCAUGGUGUUUUGAAUGUGCUCACAACAGGUCAACAAAAUUCUGUUGCUGUUGGUAAAGAAUUAUGUGAGAACCCUAAAGUACGAGUUUUAUCAUUUACUGGUUCUACAACUGUAGGAAAAAUUCUUUAUCGACAAUGUGCUUCAACUAUGAAACGAAUUAGUCUUGAAUUAGGGGGUAAUGCACCAUUUAUUAUUUUCGAUUCAGCAAAUUUGGAUAUAGCUGUAUCAGGUGCUAUGGCAAGUAAAUUCCGUAAUACUGGCCAGACGUGUGUCUCUGCAAAUAGAUUUUUUGUGCAAGCUGGUAAAUUUGAUAAAUUUGUUGAAAUGUUUUUAUCAAAAAUUAAAAGUGAAAUUAAAAUGGGUGAUGGCAGUAAAGAAGGAGUGACACAUGGUCCUCUCAUUAAAGAAAGUCAACUAAAUAUGGUACAUAAAUUAGUUACUGAUGCAGUGCAAAAAGGAGCAAAAGUACAUUGUGGUGGCAUGCCACUAUCUGAAAAAGGACCAUUAUUUUAUGCUCCUACGCUUAUAACAAAUGUAACUGAAGACAUGGAAAUAUAUAACAAAGAGAUUUUUGGUCCAGUAGCUGUUAUUAAUAAAUUUGAAACUGAAGAAGAAGUUAUACGAAAAGCUAAUGAUACUCCUGUUGGCUUAGCUGGAUAUUUUUAUUCACAAGAUGUAUCACAAAUAUUUAGAGUAGCAAGAAAAUUAGAAGUUGGAAUGGUUGGUGUAAAUGAAGGAAUGAUUUCAUGUGCAGAAGCUGCUUUUGGAGGAGUAAAAGAGUCAGGUUUAGGUAGAGAGGGUUCCAGUCACGGUGUUGAAGAUUUUCUUGAUAUAAAAUAUGUAUGUAUCAGUCGUCAGUAAUAUUAGCCGCUAAUAUGUUUGGUCUAUAUUUUGACUAAGUAAGUUUUAGUGAAAAAGAAAUAUACUCAGAAUUAAUGUAUUAUUGCAAUAGUACAUUGCUUCAUAAUAAUGUACUAUUUGUGAAACCGAAUGUCUUCCAUAGUCUAUAAAAUAUGUCUUCCAUAGUAUAUAAAUUACAGUAAUAUUAAUAGUAACGUAGUAUAAAUA
Molecule: messenger RNA, 1795 nt
Organism: Megachile rotundata (alfalfa leafcutting bee)
Lineage: Eukaryota; Metazoa; Arthropoda; Insecta; Hymenoptera; Megachilidae
Gene: Ssadh
Product: succinic semialdehyde dehydrogenase
Biological process (GO): GABA catabolic process
Cellular component (GO): mitochondrion
Molecular function (GO): succinate-semialdehyde dehydrogenase (NAD+) activity
Source: RefSeq, a predicted model, not a curated record